Pygocentrus nattereri (red-bellied piranha) is the source of this 2057-nucleotide messenger RNA. RefSeq names its product StAR-related lipid transfer (START) domain containing 15 (gene stard15). The coding region runs from base 278 to 1066 and encodes 262 amino acids. The record is from RefSeq and is a predicted model, not a curated record. Lineage: Eukaryota; Metazoa; Chordata; Actinopteri; Characiformes; Serrasalmidae. The transcript is spliced from 6 exons. Gene Ontology annotation, molecular function: lipid binding.
CCACGGAUGCUAAAGCACACCUGCUCCAUGUUAGCCUCUACCUGCCAGAGCGGCUAGUGUGAACUUCAGCCUGUCUGAGUGCUAAAAAGCGAAUUCGCCAGCUGAAACAGGUGCCGCUAACUAACUCAGUAUAGUUCCCAACUGAAACACAAGCACAGGAACUGGCAGCGGUCUGUUUUCUAGACAGCCCCGAGCAAGACGUCUGAGCGCAGCAGUUUAUGAGAGAGGACCCUUCUGCUGCUGUGACCGGGCUUUUCUCACGGCUCUCUGAGGCAGCAUGCCGGUCCAGAUUCCGGACGACACCGAUUUCGCCUCUUUCAAGGAGCAGUGCGAAAGCCAGGACGGAUGGAUAGCGCGGUACAACAAAGGAGGAGUGACGGUCUGGUGUAGAGACGAGGACACCAACACAGUGCAGAAACUGAAGAUGAGAAUUGUGUGCAAGGAUGUCCGAGCUGAAACGCUGUAUGAUGUCUUGCAUGACACAAGCUACCGGAAGAAAUGGGACACCAACAUGAUUGACACAUUUGAUAUUGGGAGACUGACGGUCAACGCAGAUGUUGGAUAUUACUCCUGGAAAUGCCCGAGUCCACUGAAGAACAGAGACUUUGUCACCAUGCGCUCAUGGCUUCCCCUUGGCAAUGACUACUUGAUAAUCAACUACUCGGUCAAACACCCGCAAUACCCUCCGAAGAAAGACUAUGUUAGAGCUGUGUCUUUACUCACUGGCUACUUGAUCCAGUCCAACGGACCAAAUUGCUGCACCCUUUACUACUUAACACAAGUAGAUCCAAGAGGUUCUUUACCCAAAUGGGUAGUGAAUAGGGUCUCUCAGUUCGUGGCACCCAAGGCCAUGAGGAAGAUAUACAAGGCUUGUCUAAAAUACCCAGAGUGGAAGCGGAAACACAACCCUAACCUGAAGCCGUGGAUGUUCCCAGAGCAGAACACUCUCCCCUGCAUCAACGUAGCCGACCUCACCGUGCAGAGAGCCGACUCGCUGGAGAACAUUGACGAGAGUGGCCUGAGUGAAGAGAAGUCCCAACACAACAGCGAUGAUGAAGAGACCUAAGCCUGCAGACUUUGCAUUUACAUGAGCAUGUCUGAGUGUGUAUGUGUGAAUGUGAGUGUGGAUCGAUAUACACAGAUACUUCUGCUGAAUGUGACUCAGUUAUUAGUUUUCAUUUGCACCUUAUGCAUUCUUUGCAUUUGCAUUUGCAUUUCUGAUGACCAUAACAAUGCAACAUUUCAACGUUUCCAUGUAUUUUUGACAUUAAUGAUUGUGAAGCCAGAUUUAGCAGGAUGCUGGACCUUUAACAUCACAUUACACAUCACAACUAGGUUUGGUGGUUGAAUUCAGCAUUUACACUUACACAUUUAUACAUAAACACUUCAGCACAUUAUUUUAGGUUAGAGUUAUAUCUUUGAGUUACCCUUGAAACGCCUCUCAGUUAAAGUGAUAGUUUAGCAAAGAAUCAAAUGUACACAGUUUUCCUCCUACUUUAGAUGUGGUCGCUCUUUCAAGGCAGGAUUUUGGUAUGUGGUUUGCACAGCUGUAAAGGGGUAGGUUAUAUGCUUUAAUUACUUACUAUCUACAUUAACUUAUUUGCCUUUGUUGAUUUGACUAUAUUUGAGGUAAUUGUGUGCAUUGGAUUUUUAGGAAAAUUAUUGCUUUAAACUGCUGUGACUCUCUAGUGUAAUUCAUUGCUUGUGCAUCAAAUGAUCUCCAUCUUUUUCAGGCAUUUUGCUACUUGAAAACUCAUUCAAGUGUCAUUUUUCAGGUUUUAACCUCUUCUGGGUGACCAGCAGUCUCCAUUUCAGGGUACUCUAACAGAGAGAAGUGAGAGUAAUACAGAACUCUGUGGCUAGCUGCAGGGAUUUCCACUUCAUAAGCUUAAUAUUUGCAUCAAACCCAUAGCUUACAACAAGAUCUCAGGAGAUAAAAAAUAGUGCUUUUCACUAUUUUCCUGUUACAGUAUGUGUGCUUUCAGCUCUUUGAGACUGGAUCACUUUGUGCUGUAAUUUCCCAUCAUCACAUUAAGAAUAAACAGUUUUAUCUUGUA